AGAUUCUUCCACCAUCUCCAUUAGCUGUUCCUUCGAUCGAGUCCUUGAUAGAGCUCUCGCCUCCGCUUCCACUGAUGAAUCCGUUCAGGAUCGUCUCGUCGAUCGCACUCUCGAACUCGCAUCGCUUCUUCUCGAUUCCACUAAACGAUGUUUCCGGAAGCGAGCUUCUGUUCACAAUUCCAAUUCAUGGUUCUUUCCUCCAGAACUUACCAUUAAGGUAUCUGAUCUCUCUAUUGAUGCAAUCAAUUGAGGAUUCUGAAAUUAUGCAUUGAGCUGCGGUGAGACCAAAGAGCAUAGAAAACAAAGUUGUUGUUGUUGCGGAAGUCGAGAAGAAUGUUUGGCCAGCGAUAGAAGCAGGGAAGGUGAAACCAGUGAUUCACAAGUAUUUACCAUUGUCCCAAGCAGCAGAAGCUCAUGGCCUUAUGGAGACUUGGAUGUACAAGACUUGGAGUGUUUUACUAGAGGUGGCUGAGGAGAAGAAGAAGAAGAUGGAGAUGGAGAUGGAGAUGGAUGAUAAGAAGAAGAAGAAGAAGAUGAAGAUGGAGCUGACGAAGGCAGAAGAUAAUAUGCAAACAAAGGAAAGUUGCGAGUUUCAGCAGAGUAUUAUAAAGAAGCUAUUGCUCUGGACCCUGAACACACGGCACAUAACGUUCAUCUCUAUCUUGGACUAUGCAAGGUCUCGAGGAGAAGCUAAACUGUUGCUUGAAGAUUGGGAAGGAGCUGUCGAGGAUUUGAAGCAAGCCGCUCAAAGCUCUCAGGACAUGGAAAUUCAUGUAGCACGUGGUAGAGCAGAGAAGGCACUGAAGAUGAGCAAACGAAAAGAUUGGUAUAAGAUUAUGGGUCAGUUUGAUGUUUUGGUUGUGUGCAGGAGGAGAGAAGAAACACAAGGACUUCUAAAGGAUGCUUUCGUCACUUUAGAUGGACAAUAAAGUUUUUUUUUUUUAACCCAUUUUGUGUAAAUUAGCGCUAAUAACCGAAACUUAUUUUGAUUGUUAGACACCACACCAUGUUUAGUUUGGCAAUCAACCAACACACUGUACCAGGAUUGUAAUAGAAAAACAAUCUUUGA
Molecule: messenger RNA, 1069 nt
Organism: Arabidopsis arenosa
Lineage: Eukaryota; Viridiplantae; Streptophyta; Magnoliopsida; Brassicales; Brassicaceae
Source: the annotation of a GenBank genome assembly